AUGCGUGAGAUCGUCCACAUCCAGGCCGGCCAGUGCGGCAACCAGAUCGGCGCAAAGUUCUGGGAAGUCAUUUCCGACGAACACGGCGUCGACCCGACUGGAACGUACACCGGCGACAGCGACUUGCAGCUGGAGAGAAUCAACGUCUUCUACAAUGAGGCCACCGGAGGGCGCUUUGUCCCUCGUGCGAUCCUGAUGGAUCUGGAGCCCGGUACAAUGGACAGCGUCCGCGCAGGCCCCUUCGGUCAGCUGUUCCGCCCCGAUAACUUUGUCUUUGGACAAACAGGAGCGGGCAACAACUGGGCCAAGGGCCACUACACGGAGGGUGCGGAGCUCAUCGACAGCGUUCUGGACGUGGUGCGCAAGGAGGCGGAGGGCUGCGACUGCCUCCAGGGAUUCCAAAUCACACACAGUCUUGGAGGGGGUACCGGUUCGGGUAUGGGAACUCUUUUGAUCAGCAAGGUCCGUGAAGAGUACCCCGAUCGCAUUAUGGAGACUUUCUCUGUCUUCCCCUCCCCCAAGGUGUCCGACACAGUCGUUGAGCCGUACAACGCCACACUGUCCGUACACCAGCUGGUCGAAAACGCCGAUGAAGUCCAGGUGAUCGACAACGAGGCGCUGUACGAUAUUUGCUUCCGUACCCUGAAGUUGACCACCCCUACUUACGGUGACCUGAACCACCUUGUCUCGGCGGCGAUGAGCGGUGUGACAUGCUCUCUCCGUUUCCCGGGUCAACUCAACAGCGAUCUCAGGAAGCUAGCAGUCAACCUGAUCCCGUUCCCCCGUCUCCAUUUCUUCCUAAUUGGUUUCGCUCCUCUCACUUCCCGAGGAUCUCAGCAGUACCGCGCUCUGACUGUCCCCGAGCUCACCCAGCAGAUGUUCGAUGCCAAGAACAUGAUGUGCGCUUCCGACCCUCGCCAUGGACGUUACCUGACAGCCUGCGCCCUCUUCCGAGGCCGCAUGUCCACCAAAGAAGUCGAUGAGCAGAUGCUGAACGUCCAGAACAAGAACUCGUCCUACUUCGUUGAGUGGAUCCCCAACAACAUGAAGAGCGCCGUUUGUGACAUCCCGCCCAAGGGACUCAAGAUGAGUGUCACGUUCGUUGGCAACAGCACUGCUAUUCAAGAAAUGUUCAAGCGUGUCUCCGAGCAAUUCACUGCUAUGUUCAGGAGAAAGGCCUUCCUUCACUGGUACACCGGAGAGGGUAUGGACGAGAUGGAGUUCACUGAAGCCGAAUCGAACAUGAACGACUUGGUGUCCGAAUACCAGCAAUACCAGGACGCAACGGCGGAGGAAGAGGGCGAAUUUGACGAGGAAGAAGGCGCCAUGGAUGCUGACGGCGAAGCAUAA
Messenger RNA from Neospora caninum, 1350 nucleotides. RefSeq lists its product as hypothetical. The transcript is spliced from 4 exons. Lineage: Eukaryota; Apicomplexa; Conoidasida; Eucoccidiorida; Sarcocystidae. The record is from RefSeq and is a predicted model, not a curated record. Gene Ontology annotation, molecular function: GTP binding; GTPase activity; structural constituent of cytoskeleton. Bases 1 to 1350 code for a protein of 449 amino acids. Gene Ontology annotation, cellular component: cytoplasm; microtubule. Gene Ontology annotation, biological process: microtubule cytoskeleton organization; mitotic cell cycle.